AUGUUGGAUAUUGUGGCUAGUGCGAGGGACGAGUAUGUUUUGCGUGGUAAGUGUGCGGGCGUGGGUGGGGAUGGAGAUGGAGUUCCGGUGGGGAGGAGGUCUAAUUUAAAGGGAGGCGAUGCGGCGUUGUUGAGGAAUUUGGUGAGGGCGAAUAUGGAGGAGGAGGCCGAUGGGGAUAAAGGGUUGACGGAAGAUGAGUUGUUGUCUAAUGUUUUCACGUUUCUCCUGGCUGGACAUGAAACGUCGGCGAAUACGCUCAGCUUCGCUCUUGUCCUGAUCGCACUCCAUCCUGAAGUCCAACAAAAGAUGUAUGAGGAGAGUAUGCGAAUUUGGCCGGAAGGCUCAGAUACGACGUCUGAGAACUUCACAUCUGAAUACACCCUCGCCACAUUCCGCGAAACCCUCCGUCUCUUCCCCGUCGAGACCCGCCUUCCAAAGGUCACAACCUCGGACACGAAACUCACAGGACGGAGAUUCUCGAAGGCUGAUCUCGUAAGUUUUACGCCUGAUGCGAUCUCCAAAGGUCUUAAAAAGUUCGAGAUUGCGAUCCCGAAGGGGAGUUCCAUUCUCAUCGAUUGUUAUGGGGUGCAUAGGAACCCGAUGUAUUGGGGAACGGAUUGUAGAGACUUCAGGCCUGAGAGGUUUAUAGAUACUGAGACAUAUCGUUGGCCUCGGGAUGCAUUCCUAGGCUUCUCCGCUGGCGCUCGCGGCUGCAUCGGUGCACGAUUUGCGCUGACCGAAGGCAUCUGCAUCCUCGCUCUUUUUGUCCAACGGUUCGAAAUAAUCCCUCCGCCUGAGGUGGUUAGGAUGGAAAAGGAGGGAAAGGGGUGGGAGGAGAGGUUUAAGUGGAUGACAAGGUGGGCACCGGAGAUUACGAUUCGGCCUGUGAAUGCGAGGGUUGGGGUGAGGAGGAGGGUGUAA
This is a messenger RNA of Stereum hirsutum FP-91666 SS1, 921 nucleotides long. Its product is annotated as cytochrome P450. The record is from RefSeq and is a predicted model, not a curated record. Gene Ontology annotation, molecular function: heme binding; iron ion binding; monooxygenase activity. The coding region runs from base 1 to 921 and encodes 306 amino acids. NCBI's taxonomy places the organism in Eukaryota, Fungi, Basidiomycota, Agaricomycetes, Russulales, Stereaceae. The transcript is spliced from 8 exons.